Messenger RNA from Physella acuta, 2141 nucleotides. RefSeq lists its product as uncharacterized. The record is from RefSeq and is a predicted model, not a curated record. Lineage: Eukaryota; Metazoa; Mollusca; Gastropoda; Physidae.
GAUUUACAAAAGUUUAAAACAAAUGGCAGUGUUUUUUUAGCCACCUCUGUCUAAAAUUAGAUUCCUUGAUCUGUUUUGAUUAACCUAGAAUCUAUUUAAAAUAGAAUGGAAAAAUCUAAAUUGGGUCCCACGAAAUCAAAAAGUGGUGGAGAUACAAAAGAAUCAGAUAAAAAGUCGACAAGGUCAUUUUUUUCCCAAUUACGUCACCUUGCUGUGGAAGUUGAUAGCGGUGUCGAGUUUUUACAACAGGCACUUCAGAGUUCAUCUCAUAAAAAUAAAAAUGAACCGUCGUCUGAGGAGCACGCAGAAGCUGUUACGUUUCUUCUGCACACAAAAAAAGACAUGGGUGUUAUGAUGCAGGCCAUCAAAACCAAAAAUGAAGAAUUAAAUCAAGAAAGAAUGAAGUUAGUGAAAAUUGGGGAGCUGAUGAAAAAUGUCCUGGACGCCCAGAAAUCUCGAUUUGAAGAAAUUGAAUCUUUUCUUGAAGACUACGGCUACACAAAACCAACAGAUGACCCUUGUGAACAAUGUGAAGUGAGUCCUGAUAAUGGUGCUAGUGAAGAUGAUGCUGGUAAUUCUGCUGAGAAAUUGCCUUCAACUCCGCUGCCCUCUGAGCAAAGACAGUCAGCUGAGCAAAGCAAACUAAAGACUCCAAAACUUGAGGAUUAUUACAGUAGUUUAUCAGAGAGCACAAUCUUCAUCAUUAAACAUGGUGUCCCCUUUAAUCAGGAAAGAGACAUUACAGUCGCAGACUUUUCUCAAACUAAACACAAUUUUGAGGAAACCAGAAGAGAAGAACCAAAAGAAAUCUUCACCCCAUACAAUGUAAGACCAACUCCUGCAAUGCCUGAAACACCUAAACUGUUGGCAACGCCUGGGUUUAAACUGAAGCCCUUAAGGGAAAAUACUGCAGAACAAGAUAUUAACUCUGCCAGAGUGUUGUGUAAACCACAGACACCUGAACCUCCAACCCAGGAUUUUACCAGCUACUUCUCCUACCAAACUAAGAUGAAAGAAAACUUCAUGCCCACUCCCCCAUUAAAUUUAGGCAUGACUAGGCCUAAACUCUCUCCACCCAAGCCGCCCAUGUCCAGUAAGAAAAUAUCUGACCAUGUUUUGCCUCCUGAAAACCCUAAGCUGGUUGCUGCUGAGAGUAAAAAUAAAUUGUUGUCCACCCCAGAAGCACCCAAACUUCUCGGUAGUUGGGACGGUACUUACAUGAGCUCUAGGUACGGCAAGUUGUGAUGUGAAUCAGUUGUUAACAUGUAGGUUUUAUGAUGAAUAUUAAAAAGUUAAUAAACUUGUAAAAGUUUAUUUUUUUAUUGUGCUUUUAGAAAAAUGUAUGUAAUUACACAUAAAAUAUAUGUUACAUAUAUAAAUAAAUAUAGAAGUAGAAAUCAUUUGUUUCCGCAAAUGACGAUAUAUGAAAGGAUUAUGAAGUCAGUGUUAUCCCCAGUCAUUUUUACUUUCCAUGGUCUGGUACACUUCACACCUUGUUGUGGUUAAAACACAGAUCUAAAUUUAAGAUUCUUGGGUUCGCAAGCAUGUACUCUUACACUGUUUGUUAAUGCCAUCCCAUGUAAUCAGUGUAUAGUUUGUAUGGUGCUAAUCAGUUUGUAAGCUUCAAGUUGUAACAAAAACUGUUCAACUUCAGAUGUAUUUACUGUUAUUGUUAAACAUAACUAGAUUCUACAACCAUUUAAUUUUUUACCUUCUGAGUCCCUCAUCAGAUUAAAAAAAAUGCAUUCACGAUUAAGAGAAAGAUACAUUUUAACUAAAAACUAGACAUGCAGGCGUCUUUUUGUUUAUUUCAGUAAGGUAUUAGUAUUGUAUUUUUUUAUGUACCAUGUAUUUGUAAAGUUAAUGAGAUUGUAGUGUAACCAAAUACUGAACAUUGUCAUUGUUGCUUUGAUUAAUGUUGUUGUGAUGUUGUGUAGCACCAGUAGAUAACUAUUUGUAUUAAAACAAUUUGCUUGUUACUAUCAGUGUGUAAAUCUUUGUCAUAAAAACUUUUAAUAAUAGCUUUUUGCUCAGUCAAUAAGCAUAUCUUGUAUCACAUUAUGCUGAUUUUAUUGUAUGUAAAGCAAAGCAUGCAAUUCUGACUAUUUGAAAAAUUAUUUAAUUCCCAUAAUAAUGAUAAU